This is a messenger RNA of Microcebus murinus (gray mouse lemur), 2295 nucleotides long. It is a transcript of the gene HAPLN2, whose product is annotated as hyaluronan and proteoglycan link protein 2. Gene Ontology annotation, cellular component: synapse; perineuronal net. The record is from RefSeq and is a predicted model, not a curated record. Gene Ontology annotation, biological process: positive regulation of neuroblast proliferation; central nervous system development; glial cell differentiation. Gene Ontology annotation, molecular function: hyaluronic acid binding. NCBI's taxonomy places the organism in Eukaryota, Metazoa, Chordata, Mammalia, Primates, Cheirogaleidae.
GGAGUUUAGACAACUUCCUAAAAAGAGAGAUUUGUGAAUUUCCACUCAUGAAGAUGAAGGACACCUUUCUUCAGAGAACUUUAAACUAAGAAGAUUAUCCAUCUAUGCUGCAGGAAGAGGUGGAAAAUUGGGGAACAGAUAAGAUGACCUCUCUUUUGGGGAGAUUUCCAAAGUGCCUCUAUCCACAGAAAUUCCUUUGUUCCUUCCCAGGGACAGAGAUAUCAUCCUCACUGUCUAAUUUCCAUCUCUCCUAUUGCAACACUGGCCACUCCCUCUGCCCUCCAUGGAGCCCAGCCAUCCUCCGGGCCUCGGACAAAAUCUCUACAGAGCCUGGCAGUUUGAAGUAUUGAGAGAGACCCCAUUUCAACCUUCUCACCAUCCGCUCUCCCUCUCAUUCCCUUCUCUUCUUCUUGGGGAUGUCAGUUUCUGCUCUGAGCCCACUCCACACCCAGGCCCCUUUUCCGGUGGUAUGUGCCAGCCUGUCCUGCAUCCCACAUCCCCAGCUGUUGACAUUUCGUUGCCAUUACCCACAGGAUGAAGAAAGGGGCCCUGUUAACCAACAAUAGAAGAAAAGACAGAGACAAUGGGAAAUUGUGCUUCCGAUGGGGUGGGAACAGAGAAGGAAAGGACAGACAGACAGACAGAGUGGCUAUACAGAAGGGGUCAGGUUUUUCAAGCAGCUAGAAGUCCUGGAAGUCUGGUUUCCACCUUGAGAACCUCUUUCCAAAGGCAAUGCACACCCAGGCACUGGAGGGCAGAGGUGCAAAAGGAGCAACUGUGUUGAUCAAGUGCUCAAGUCCCAGGUGCUUGGAAAUCCCAGGAGCCCAGGCAACACCUCAUCCAGAACCUCUUCCUGAAGCAGGACGAAACGCUGCGGAGCAUUGCUCCCUCCAUCUCUGUGGAGAGACCAGCUUCUAACAGACGCGCUGGGCUGACCCUCAUCAUGCCAGGUCGGCUCACCCUCCCCACACUCUGCCUCUUCCUUCUCCCCUGGGCCUGCACUGUCUUCCACAGAGCCCAGGGAGACCCAGCAUCCCACCCGGGCCCCCACUACCUCCUGCCCCCCAUCCACGAGGUCAUUCACUCUCAUCGUGGGGCUACGGCCACGCUGCCCUGCGUCCUGGGCACCUCGCCUCCCAGCUACAAGGUGCGCUGGAGCAAGGUGGAGCCGGGGGAGCUCCGGGAAACGCUGAUCCUUAUCACCAACGGCCUGCAAGCCCGGGGCUACGGGCCCCUGGGAGGACGCGCCAGGAUGCGGAGGGGGCAUCGCCUAGACGCCUCCCUGGUCAUCGCGGACGUGCGCCUGGAGGAUGAGGGCCGGUACCGCUGCGAGCUCAUCAACGGCAUCGAGGACGAGAGCGUGGCGCUGACCCUGCGCCUGGAGGGUGUGGUGUUUCCGUACCAACCCAGCCGGGGCCGGUACCAGUUCAACUACUACGAGGCGAAGCAGGCGUGCGAGGAGCAGGACGGACGCCUGGCCACUUCCGCCCAGCUGUACCAGGCGUGGACCGAGGGUCUGGACUGGUGUAACGCCGGCUGGCUGCUCGAGGGCUCGGUGCGCUACCCCGUGCUCACCGCGCGCGCUCCGUGCGGCGGCCGAGGUCGGCCCGGCAUCCGCAGCUACGGGCCCCGCGACAGGAAGCGCGACCGCUACGACGCCUUCUGCUUCACCUCGGCGCUGGCGGGCCAAGUGUUCUUCGUGCCGGGGCGGCUGACUCUGUCUGAAGCCCACGCGGCGUGCGGGCGGCGCGGGGCCGUGGUGGCCAAGGUCGGGCACCUCUACGCCGCCUGGAAGUUCUCGGGGCUGGACCAGUGCGACGGCGGCUGGCUGGCGGACGGCAGCGUGCGCUUCCCCAUCACCACACCGCGGCCGCGCUGUGGCGGCCUCCCCGAUCCCGGGGUGCGCAGCUUCGGCUUCCCCAGACCCCAGCAGGCGACCUACGGGACCUACUGCUACGCCGAGAAGUAGGGGCCUGCCGCACCCCCUCGUUGUGGCGGCGUCUCUUACCGCCCCUUUCCCGCAAGCCUCCCGCCAGACGCCGAGCGGCCGCUCCAGACCUGCCUCCACAGCCAGAGGCCGCGGGCCACCGACCCCGGCAGGUCCGGCGUCGGGGAGGGGAGGUGGUGGCGCCCCCUGCGGCGGGGUGCGGAUAGGAGCCUCGAACCCGCGGAUCCAGACCCGCGGGGUUCGCGAGCCCCCGGCAGAGGACGCAGCCACCGCUAGGGGGCGUGGGGGGGCGCCCGGGGGUAUUAACUGACCUCUGAAUACAGCAAUAAAAUAAUUUGGGGACCUUG